CAAAUUAGAGGAAACCACUGUGGAGGAACGAUGCAACGCCACAGACGGCCCGACCGGGUUGGAAUGUGAUUUGUGUUUAAGGCUCAUCAACAUUUUCCGAACAAUCCAUCCACGUUGUACAACUAGUUCUUAAAUGUUGUGCGAUUUGUGUUUUUGGGGGGCUACAAAUUUUCCUGGACUUUGACGAGGUGCUGCAGCUAGUUUGCAUCCUAUACUUCUACGCUUGUAGACACGACUGAUAUCCAGCAUCGACAAGGUGGUUGUUGAUAUGGAUUUCAUUGAGUUUUUGGUCCUCCAGUUCUAAUCUGCGACUUCUCGAUUCCUCAAGAGGCACUGCUUUGGAGCUGCACGCGACGGUACCAGGAGAAAACUCUCCUACACGCAACUUGCUACGACAUUUGCGAGUCGUGUUUUGAAUUCUACACCUCGCCUUAAGGCAACGACUGAGACAGCGUCCCCUCAGAUCAUGAUUCUAAAAAAUCAGAACACAACAGGCUAUCUCGAAUUGGAUUUUUUCAAAGGGAAAAAGAAGCCUUCGCCAAGGAUACUAUUAUUCUCAGAGAGGAAGAUGCGACGUGGUAGCUCUAAUCGCCAGAAUAUCGCUCCCUCGUCGAAGCCGGAGUCAUAUUGUCGAGGCCCAUCAAAAAAGACAUGCGAGACUUUCAACAAGAUGUAUUGGAGAAAAAACAAAUAAUUGAGGAAUUCCAGAAACGCUUCCGGAAAGAAACGCUAAGGCUUGUCCACCUUCUGAAGCAUCUUCAGAUAUUACAAUGGAUACUGCAUCUUCGGAUGUUGCAUCUUCGAAUAUUACCUUAGUACCUUAGGUUUAAUCUUUGUGUGAGAUCCAUCGUGUAUACCAUCUAUGACGCCCUUAAGGCAGUCUGCACUGAACUUUGUGCGAGAUUAACUGCAUUGUAUUGUAUUCAGAUAUUACGUCUUGAAUGGGCUGUCUCAUAAGGGGAGAACAUUGGUCGAUUGGGUGAGGGUUUAGGGUCGAUUUUAGUGAGCUCUAACAUUGCCUAACUACCAUGGGAAAGCGAUGCAUGAGGCCCAUGUUAGAGCGCUUCUCUCAAAAGUCGAAGAAAAAAUCAAGAAAGUAGACGACCUCCGUAAGGCAGCUCCCGA
Amoebophrya sp. A25 is the source of this 1125-nucleotide messenger RNA. The record is from the annotation of a GenBank genome assembly. NCBI's taxonomy places the organism in Eukaryota, Dinophyceae, Syndiniales, Amoebophryaceae.